GAAAUCACAUGGAGGUGCUUUUGUGCUCACAUGACAGUCCGAGACAUGGCAGGAGAGAUCAAUGAAGGUUCUGUUCCUGCUUAUUACAGAGAAGUGUACGAGGCCAUUCGUUGCAGGACAGAAGAAAAAGUGCAACUUGAAGUUUUUCAGAGACUUCUUCAAAGGACCGARCUCUCCAAGGCGGCUCUCAACCAGAUUGCCGAGAAUGUUGACUCCCCGGAUAGAUUCCUGAGCAAGCUGUCCUUCUACAAAGGGCUGGCUUUGAUCGCUCUCGCUCAGCAGGGGAAGCAGCCGACACCCAAACUCCUGGAAAACUGCAUACAGGAGUUCCCCAAACCUCAGCUGGGGGAGCCGAGGGAGCUGAGCGCUCUGAGGAUGCAGCCGGCUCAGGACGACGCGCUGACCAUUUCACAGACGCUGGACCAACUCCUGUCCAGAGACACGGUCCAGGUGGAGCUCAUUCCCGAGAAGAAGGGCCUUUUCCUCAAACAUGUGGAGUACCAGGUCACCAGCCAGCGUUACAAAAUAUCCGUUUACAGACGCUACAGCGACUUUGACGUCUUUCAUGAAGUUUUGCUGCAGAGAUUUGCCUACAGAGUGGUUCCAGCUCUGCCACCUAAAAGAAUGUUGAAAGGAGUCUUGACCUCAGUCUCUGAGCGCGAGUUCAUCGAGGGGAGGAGACGAGCUCUCGGCAGAUUUAUUAACUUGGUGGCUUGCCAUCCCUUCUUCUCUGAGGAUGAGCUGGUGAAGACCUUCCUCACCUUCAAUGGCUCCGAUGUUCAGACCAAGCUGCGUGACACUUGUAAGAAAACGGGUGAUGAGUUCAUGACCCACAGGAUUGCAACCCAGGCAAAGGAAUAUCUCCCAGCUGACAUUCAGGCUCAGUUUUCAACAAGCAGAGAUGUGAUUAGAAAUAUCCACAACAGCUUCCAAAAGCUGCGAGACAGAGCAGAGAAGAUGGCUGAUCGCUCAAAGGAGAACGCGACGGAUCUUCUCAUGUUUGGCCGGGAGCUCAGCACUCUGGGCUCAGACGCUUCGCCUCUUCCCUCCCUGGCCUCCUCGCAGAGCACCUGGGGGACCCUGCGUCAGUCUCUGAAGAGUCUGUCCGUCGAGUUUUCUGUUUUAUCUGACAAAGCUGCUCAGCAGGGCAGGCGGGAGGAGGAUGAUGUUGUGGAGAAGCUGAAUUUCUUCCUAGAUUUGCUUCAGUCGUACAGGGAUCUCUGUGAGCGUCACGAGAAGGGCGUUCUMCAUGAGCACCAGAAAGCUCUGCACAAGUACAGUGUGAUGAAGAGGCAGAUGAUGAGCGCCACUGUGCAGUCCAAAGAGCCGGCAUCUGUGGAGCAGCUGGAAUCACGAAUCGUUCAGCAAGAAAGUGCCAUUCAGACCAUGGAGCUGCGUAACUACUUCUCCUUGUUCUGCCUUCAUCAAGAGACACAGCUCAUCUUCACCUACCUUCCAAUCACUUCCCACAUCCURGGGGCUUUUGUUAACUCCCAGGUCCAAGGACACAGAGAGAUGGGAGAGGUGUGGAAUGAGCUCCAGCCAAAACUCGGGUGUCUUUUUGGUGGUAAAAACGGGUUGAAGCCUCCCAUUUAGAACCUAAACACACAGGAGGGGAAAAAAGAAACACUGCUCACACGCUGGAAAAUAAAAAGCUCUGUGAGCUUAA
Austrofundulus limnaeus is the source of this 1669-nucleotide messenger RNA. It is a transcript of the gene snx8a, whose product is annotated as sorting nexin 8a. NCBI's taxonomy places the organism in Eukaryota, Metazoa, Chordata, Actinopteri, Cyprinodontiformes, Rivulidae. The record is from RefSeq and is a predicted model, not a curated record. Gene Ontology annotation, molecular function: phosphatidylinositol binding. Gene Ontology annotation, cellular component: early endosome membrane. Gene Ontology annotation, biological process: intracellular protein transport; early endosome to Golgi transport.